AUGUCGGGGAAAUAUAAAGGAGUACAAGCUAGAAUUCUUAAUUUACAACCAAAAGCGUCUUAUACACAUUGUGCAUCACAUCGGUUAAAUUUAACAUUAUUAAAAGCUUGCAAUAUACUACCAAUAAAAAAAUUAUUUUCGACCGUUAAAGAAGUAUGCGAUUUUGUACGUGAUUCCCCGAAAAGAGUUGAUUUGUUUAAAAAAGUAAUCAUUGAACAUUUACCGACAUCAAAAUCUAUUAUUUUAAUAAAACUAUGCGAAACGCGAUGGGUUGAAUCUCAUGAGGCGAUUCUUAGAUUUUCGGAUAUGCUUUUGCCUAUUAUAAUAUUCUUGGAAGAUAUAAUAGGUAAUAUAGAUGGAAAUAUACUUUCAAAAUGCAAUGGACUUCUUCAAUCAGUAUUCAAUUUUGAAUUUAUUUUGUCUUUGGAAGUAGCGGUCGAAAUACUGUCAAUAACUUUGCCAAUAUCACGUCAGCUACAAAAUCCAGAUUUAGAUUUAACAAAGUGUAUUGAAAUGAUAAAUCUUGUGUUGGUUGCUCUUAAAAAUAACAGAGAAGAUACAAAAUUUACUGAUACUUUUAAUCGAUCUGUGUCUAAAUCAGGCGUGUUAAAUAUUGAUGUUAAAAUUCCACGGAUGUGUAAAAGACAAGCUCACCGAUUAAAUUUAACUACUUCAAGUACUGAAGUUAAUAUAGAAAUAAAUAUUAUUUAA
This is a messenger RNA of Sipha flava (yellow sugarcane aphid), 711 nucleotides long. Its product is annotated as 52 kDa repressor of the inhibitor of the protein kinase-like. The record is from RefSeq and is a predicted model, not a curated record. NCBI's taxonomy places the organism in Eukaryota, Metazoa, Arthropoda, Insecta, Hemiptera, Aphididae. The coding region runs from base 1 to 711 and encodes 236 amino acids. The transcript has a single exon.